Bombyx mandarina (wild silkworm) is the source of this 1142-nucleotide messenger RNA. It is a transcript of the gene B9d1, whose product is annotated as B9 domain-containing protein 1. Gene Ontology annotation, cellular component: MKS complex. Lineage: Eukaryota; Metazoa; Arthropoda; Insecta; Lepidoptera; Bombycidae. The record is from RefSeq and is a predicted model, not a curated record. Gene Ontology annotation, biological process: cilium assembly.
UGUCACGAACUUGAAACUGGUUGAAACUUCGUACAUAUAUGUAUAUGAGUAUUGAACAUUAUAGAAAAUAAAAUAGAUCAAUGAAAAGUACCGAGAUAACCAAAUUCUUAGUGUCUUUUAGCGGUCAAAUUGAACACGUAACGUUUCCUUCCGGAAUAUUCGAUGAAUAUCUUUAUAUUCAGUAUGAAGUGGUAUGGGGUCCGGAUUGGGAGCCUAUCACGGGUCUUCCUUCAGGAACGAGUCAAUUGUCACGCCCCGGGAUCAACCCAGAGAGAGUUGUUAUCAACAUGCCUAUAGAAAUGACUUUCGGAAGCACUAAUGUGUAUGGGUGGCCCCGACUAGUUAUAACCGUGAAAGCCCGUAAUUUCAUAACCGGGGACACUUUGCGGGGGUACGCUGUUGUGCUGUUGCCCCCGACGGCGGGUAGGCGACGUGUGACGUCACCGCUCCUACGUCCGAAGCCAGCCACGGUACUCGGCGAGUGGGUGGCCUGGCUCACCGGCCGGUAUCCAGAGUUGAACGACCCGAAGAUGUUGGCCGACGGAAAGGAUAAUUACAUGUUAAGAACACAAUCGUCAGGAACCGUGAUGGUGUCGGCCGCGAUGGUGUCCAAGGACCUCAGAAAACUGGGCUAUGACAAUGAACCUCCAGCCUAUAUUAAAUAUUCAUAAAAUCUAUAACAAAGAAACUAAAAAACCAAUAUCACAGACAAUCACAGCAAGAAAUAAGUUUUUUAAUGUUCAACCUAGCGAGAUAAUUAUUUGAGUUUUUAAUUUAAAAAAAAAAUGAAAUGGACUUAACUUUGUGUAUGAAUAAAAUAAGAUAUCACUACUAAUUGUUUACUUUAUUAUUUUUAUGUUAUUUAAGCACUGAUUUAUCUAUUUUGCUUGAAUUUAUUACAAAAAAAUCUGUUUGUUUUAAUAUAAGGCACAUAGUUAGGUAGUGCUCAUUUCAUUACUUCAAUAAGAAAAUGUAGGUAUCAAUGUUUUAUUUACAAAUAAAAAUAUAAUUGGUUUAAAGUUUAAAUACAACAAAAAAGUUGUAAUUUUAGUUUAUUAAUAACUAAGGUAAUUUUGGAAGCUGGUCUCCCUGUUUUACCCUCUAAGAGUUUCUUCAUUCAUGAGAAUAUUUACACCAUAAAC